Doryrhamphus excisus (bluestripe pipefish) is the source of this 3713-nucleotide messenger RNA. Lineage: Eukaryota; Metazoa; Chordata; Actinopteri; Syngnathiformes; Syngnathidae. The record is from RefSeq and is a predicted model, not a curated record.
GUACACACUGGACUGGUGUCUGGACUCACAUUCAUACCUACGGACAAUUUGAAGAGAAUUGGAAUACCCGGAAAACAUGCAAGGAACAUGGGGAAUCGAACCCACUUCUCCUAGCUGUGUGGCCUGCGUGCUAACCACUCGUGCAGCCGGAACUGGAACAAGUUUGCGGGGGGUGCUGGAGCCUAUCCCAGCUGUCUUCGGGCGAGAGGUGGGGUACACCCUGGACUCACAUUCAUACCUACGGACAAUUUGAAGAGAAUUGGAAUACCCGGAAAACAUGCAAGGAACAUGGGGAAUCGAACCCACUUCUCCUAGCUGUGUGGCCUGCGUGCUAACCACUCGUGCAGCCGGAACUGGAACAUGGAUUCGCACACGGGAGACGCUCAGCCACCAGCAGCGGCACAAGCAGCAUCAGCAGAGGGAGUCACACCACCAAAUAUCCCAUCCCAGACCACGUCGGAUAAGCCCUUUGCUGCAUGCACCAUCCUCGGACGUGCAUAUUUUCCAAUCGGCGUCGGAGUCAGGAGGCAGUUUGGGCUUGUCAUGGGGGUGAGCGGAAGGAGGAGAGUGACAGAGGAACAGUGAUGCUACUGUUUACAUAACAAGACAUUCACACACACACACACACACAUGAACACAUAGAGGCAAAGGACUGACGCCAACUGACUCACUACACACUCAGAGGCACUGAAUCACACACACACACACACACACACACAAAGGGGGAAAGGUUACUUGUAAAGGGUCAGGGUGUGUGUGCGAUGCGUUUAUGGGCCAAGCUGCAUCAGAGUGCAGAAUACCUCUGAAGCCCGAUAAAGCGGCAUAAACACGCACACCGGUGACAGCUUUCCCAAUUCCCCCAACCGCCUCCGAACGCACCGCCAUGUCCGAGCAGAAGAGGAGAAGGAGAACUCCUCCGCACGUCUCCUCUCUCCUCUGGCUCCUCUGCCUCCUCCUCACCCGCUAUGCGGCCCCCUCGUCGGCGCAGCAGACGGUGCCUGUCAUCUCCACGGCGCAGGGACGCAUCCGUGGUAUUCUGACACCCCUGCCCUCGGACCUCCUGGGCCCCGUCAUCCAGUACCUGGGAGUGCCUUACGCCAGGCCCCCGACCGGAGAUCGGCGUUUCCAAGCACCUGAGCCGCCGUUACCUUGGCCUGGAAUACGAAAUGUGACCCAGUUUGCUCCCGUUUGCCCGCAGUCGCUGGAUGAGAGGAGCAUGCUGGGAGAUAUGAUGCCCUCUUGGCUCACGGCCAACCUGGACAUUGCCGCCACCUACCUGACUCACCAGAGUGAGGACUGUCUCUACCUCAACAUCUACGUGCCCACUGAGGAAGACAUCCACGAGGAGGGAGGCCAGAGACCCGUGAUGGUCUACGUCCACGGCGGCUCGUACACGGAAGGCACCGGAAACAUGAUGGACGGCAGCGUGCUGGCUAGCUACGGCAACGUCAUCGUCAUAACGCUCAACUACCGCCUGGGUGUACUCGGAUUUCUGAGUACAGGCGACCAGGCCGCCAAAGGGAACUAUGGCUUGCUGGACCAGAUCCAAGCUCUGCGCUGGGUUAAAGAGAACAUUGCGGCUUUCGGAGGAGAUCCAAACAGGGUGACGGUGUUCGGAUCUGGAGCUGGAGCUUCCUGUGUCAGUCUCCUCACCUUGUCUCACUACUCUGAGGAUUUGUUCCACAGGGCCAUCAUCCAGAGCGGCAGCGCUUUAGCCAGUUGGGCCGUCAACUACCAGCCCAGCAAGUACGCCCGACAGCUGGGUGAGAGGGUGGGCUGCGGCAUCGAUGACAGCACCCAACUGGUGGCCUGCCUCCAAGGCCGGAGCUACCGUGAACUGGUGGAGCAGCACGUCACUCCGGCCAAGUACCACACAGCUUUCGCUCCGGUCAUCGACGGAGACGUGAUACCCGACGACCCGCAGAUUCUGAUGGAGCAAGGGGAGUUUCUCAACUACGACGUGAUGCUGGGGGUCAAUCAGGGUGAGGGGGUGAAGUUUGUGGAGGGCAUUGUGGACUCCGAGGAUGGAGUCACAGCUGAGGAUUUUGACUUUGCUGUGUCAGACUUUGUGGAUAGUCUGUAUGGAUACCCAGAAGGCCGCGACACUUUGAGAGAGAGUAUAAGGUUCAUGUACACUGACUGGGCCGACCGUGACAAUGCAGAAACCCGACGGAAGACCCUGGUGGCCUUGUUCACAGACCACCAGUGGGUGGCUCCAGCCAUCGCCACGGCAGAUCUCCAUGCUCAGUACGGGUCACCUACCUACUUCUACUCCUUUUACCACCACUGUCAGAGCGAAGCCACGCCACCAUGGGCAGACUCUGCGCAUGGCGAUGAGGUUCCCUACGUGUUCGGUGUUCCGAUGGUGGGCCCUACUGAUCUAUUCAACUGUAACUUCUCCAAGAAUGAUGUCAUGCUCAGCGCCGUGGUGAUGACCUACUGGACCAACUUCGCCAAGACAGGAGACCCCAACCAGCCUGUCCCCCAAGACACCAAGUUCAUCCACACCAAACCCAAUCGCUUUGAGGAGGUGGCCUGGUCCAAGUACACCCCAAAAGAGCAGCUAUACCUCCACAUCGGCCUGAAGCCCCGUGUGAGAGACCACUACCGUGCGACCAAGAUUUCCUUCUGGCUCCAGCUGGUUCCUCACCUGCAUCACGUCAAUGAGCUCCUCCAAUCGGUGUCCUCCUUCACCCAUAGUCCAUCUCCGCAGGAUGACACCCCAUACUCAUACACUAAGCGUCUGUCCAAGGGCUGGCCUCCGAGUAGCACACGUCAUCCCGGUUCCCAAGGAGGUACCCCCCAGCCGCCGGAGUCGGCUCUCGGACAGGGAGGACAUGAAAACGGCGUCCACGUGCCCAACGAGGACUACUCAACAGAACUCUCGGUAACCAUCGCAGUCGGAGCGUCUCUGCUGUUUCUCAACAUCUUGGCGUUCGCUGCUCUGCUUUACAAGAAAGAUAAAAGGAGGCUGGAGCAUCGCAGGCCUCGUCCACUUCCUGCUCCGCGACGCGAUAUUACCGCCGCUGAUGUUGCUGCUCACCUUCAGGGGGAAGGACUGAUGUCGUUACAGGUGAAGCAACUGGAGUCAGACGCCGCAUCAGCCGACGAGCGGAACAACACACACCACCACCACACUCUGGACACGCUGGACGCUCUGGACGGCUUGGACACCCAGGACAUCUACAGCACCCUGGACACCGUGCGUCUCACUUGCCCGCCCGACUACACCCUCACCUUGCGCCGCUCGCCCGACGACGUCCCACUCAUAACCUCUCUGACCCCGGGCUCACUACCCGUGACCCCCGGCUCGCACUCUGUUACCCCUGCCACGCCCAUGACCCCCAUGACACCCGGAUCGGUGGUCGGCAUGAGAAUGGGCCACCCUCACCAGGGAUACACACACCACAGCCCGUACAGUAAUACACACUUGCCGCACACACACAUCUCCACGCACACGCACUCCACCACGCGUGUAUAACCGCAGCGAGAAUCUCGCCCCUAGUGGGACAUAAUUACUACACACAUGCUUACACACAUUAAACAAGUACAAGACUCAAAUACCUCUACUAAUUACCCUGCAGGAUUGUUCCACGUGGAGACAAUACAAUAGGAACGGGGGACUAACAGCUGUGUGGGAGCAGAUGAAGAACUGGAGAUGCAGUUCUAUGCAUCGCUUUCAACCAUGACACCUUCUGCUUUUUCUAUGCUCC